AUGACCUCCGCGACUUCCUCACCUUCGGCCUUGAAUGGCGAAAUCAAUUCCUCUUCCAAGCUACAUGCAUCCUCGCUGGUUCGAUUACCUAAAUCUCAAAAUGCCGUGUCGGCCGCGCCCACUGGCACUAAUCCUUCGCCCUUCUCUUCUAUUCCUUCAACUGCCACAACUUCAGUCAACAUCCCAACUGCCAACUCCAGUCCUACGACCGGCCCUCGAAACAGCUUCUCCAACGCAUCCAGUCCGGCCGGAACCCCUUUUAUCCUCGCUGCCGACAGUGCCCGUGGCCGCUACUUUCCCUACGCCUUGUCAUCGCCUGUCCCUCUCGAGUUAGAUGAGACCGCCGACAACAUGGCCAUUGCCGCUAGUCUCCCCAGUGAACAGGCUUUUGCUAGCUACAAAGGUAGCACUGCACCCACUACCACCACGAGUGGCCCUGGACUCAUGCGAAGAAUUUCUCGAGGUGCUGCAAACAAGCUCACCAGGCGACGUCAAUCCUCUACACAGCGCGAUACACGCGACCACAGCUCCGGUCCAGUGAUUAUGCGACGGCGAAGUGACGGCAAAGCCCACCCCCGAAAUGGACGUGAAAGCAUCAUGGACUCGAGUUUUGACGAUGAAGAAACGGAAGUCUACGAAUCGCUUGGCGCCUGGGGUGGCUCCGAAUCUACUAAUCAUAUCAACGGCGAACUGACACCUGCCCCCUCUGAGGUCGGUGCGGUUGCGCCUAAAGUUGACUCUGCACUCCAGCGCGGCACUUUGUUGACCAAGGUCACCAAGAAGAAAAGCAAACAAGUUCGCUUCUUCUUGGAUCUCGACGCGGCCAAGGUCCGCUGGGACUUGACCAACCCAGCCAAGCGAUUCUACAUUGACGACAUCAAAGAAAUCCGAGUAGGUCCCGAUGCUCGGAACUAUCGCGAAGAAUACCAAAUUGGCGCCGAAGCGGAAAAUCGGUGGAUCACCAUCGUUUUUGCCGACCCCGAUCGAUCCAAGGGUCGCCCUGUCAAGACUAUGCAUUUGAUUACUCCCGAUGAUUACACCCUGGAACUCUGGACGGCAACUCUCGAGCACAUCUCGCGGUACCGCAUUGGUCUCAUGGCCGGCCUUGCCGGGCCAGCUCAGAGUGAUGCUGUUCUACGCGCACACUGGCAACGGGGGAUUUCAAGACUCUUUCCGGCCGGGUCCUCUCAGCCAGCAGAGAAAGAGUCCCUCGACCUGGCUGCCAUUGAGUCUGUCUGUCAAAGCUUACACAUCAAUUGCUCCAAGAAAGCGCUCUACACACAGUUUGUCAAGGCCGACGUUGAUUGCAGUGGCAAGCUCAAUUAUUCCCAGUUCAAACGCUUCAUCUCCGGUUUGAAAGAACGAAAGGAUAUUCGACGCAUCUAUAAAGAUCUGGCCGUUGGAAAACCUGAAGAGGGUCUCAGUCUUGAAGAGUUCCUUGACUUUCUGGAACAUGUCCAAAAGGAAGAUGUCGCGCACGAGCGGGAUUAUUGGGUGUCACACUUUGAUAGGGUUGUGCGUCGCUCCCGAAGCAGGACUCCGAGUCUCAAUGAGCAGAGCGAGUACCAUCUGCCACGAAUGAGUCUCGAUGCCUUGUCGUCAUUUCUUCUAUCUGAAGCCAAUGGAAUUUACGCUUCUCACGCUCCAGAAUCCCGCUUUGAUCGACCACUCAACGAGUAUUUCAUUUCGAGUUCGCACAACACCUACCUCGUAGGACGCCAGGUUGCUGGUGCUUCUAGUACUGAGGCCUAUAUCAGUGCUUUGCAGCAAGGGUGUCGGUGUCUCGAGAUUGACUGCUGGGAUGGCUCUGAUGGACGCCCCAUCGUUUCUCAUGGAAGAACGUGGACAACCAGCGUCUUAUUUGCCGAUUGCAUUACUGUAAUCAAUCGAUAUGCCUUUAUUUCGACCGACUUCCCUCUCAUUCUCUCGCUCGAGGUUCAUUGCAAUCCUGAGCAGCAGCUUGCCAUGGUUAAAAUCAUGAAGGACACGUUUCUAGAACAGCUAAUUUUGGAGCCGUUGCUCAAGAACUGUGCUAUUCUUCCGUCGCCUGAAGAACUGAAGAAUCGCAUCCUGAUCAAAGUCAAGACUUGCGAUGAGCCCCAGCAGGUCUUUCCUUCUGAAACUACACUUAACACCCCAAGCUUCCAUGGGCGCAAACGCAGCUCGAGUACGCCAUUUCUCCGCAGUUCUGGUUAUGAGAGUGGCAGUAUCGGCGAAAUAUCUCUCUCUAGCCCCCCAACCAUCGGACCCUCAUCAGACACAGCAAUGCCGAUGCCUUUUAUCACCCCAGGACGGCGGUCCGGAACGACUACUAGCAUGAGCAGUGCUACCGAGGACAGCGACAGUGCUCUUAUGACAUCCUCCAAGGCCUCAAGAAAACAACCAAAGCGGAGCAAAAUUACAAAGCCGCUGUCGGACCUUGGAGUAUACACCCGGGGCUACAAAUGGCGUAGCUUCGGUGCCCCUGAGAGCAAAUCGUACAACCAUGUGUUUUCCUUUGCGGAAAAAGGUUACGAAAGCGCGACUCGCGACGUAGAGAACAAGGCCCUUUUCGAAACACACAACAAGCGUUUCCUCACCCGUGUUUAUCCUGCUCCGACUCGCAUCAAAUCUACCAAUUUUGACCCAACCUCAUUCUGGAGAAGUGGUGUCCAAAUGGUGGCUCUGAACUGGCAAACAUAUGAUAUCGGGAUGCAGAUGAACCAGGCAAUGUUUGCCGCUGGAACUGACCGAACUGGGUACAUCCUCAAGCCCGAGUCCAUGCGCCGCCCGGCUUCACCACUGGAGUCUAUUGUCAGCAAAAAGCCGGCUACCACGGAGCGGGUGCUCGUACGAUUGUCGGUCAACAUGAUUUCGGCUCAGCAGCUUCCACGACCACGGGGUAUGGGACCCGACGAGAGCAUCAACCCAUAUGUCGAGAUUGAAAUGUACAUAGCGGAUGACCGCGGCCAGUGCAUUGCUUUUGGAGAAGGCGGACAAAAUGUCUUGUCUCGCAACGGCACUAACCUGGGGCUUGCCCAUCGCCGACGAACCAAAACCGAGGCUAGCAAUGGAUUCAGCCCGGUUUUCAACGACCAAUUUCGGUUGGCAGUGGAAACCAAGUACCCUGAUCUUGUCUUUGUCCGCUGGAGGGUUUUGAAUUCGCCAGACGGACGCAGUGCGGGUGGCAGCAAUCCCGUUGAGCUUGCUACGUUUACUGCCAAACUUACUAGCCUGUCGGAAGGAUACCGUUAUCUGCCCUUGUACGAUACCAGCGGUGACCAGUAUCUUUUUUCUACUCUGUUCUGCAAAAUUACUAAAGAGACCCCGGUUCCCGUCCAACGACUUGAUCUGGACGAACUCAAGGCAGAGCGAACGGGAAUCUUCCGACAGAUUGGCCAGACGGUGUUCAAGCGAGCCUUGUCCACCGAACGAGGCCACGAUCGGUCCAAAGCCGAGCGUUUUGAGGUGGAAUCUGUUCGAAGUAAAGAUUCACCGUCUCUUGCUCCAGUUCUUUCGACGUCUCCUACUAUUCCUCCAUUGAAUAUGUUUUGA
Talaromyces rugulosus is the source of this 3534-nucleotide messenger RNA. RefSeq lists its product as uncharacterized. Gene Ontology annotation, biological process: phosphatidylinositol-mediated signaling; lipid metabolic process. Gene Ontology annotation, molecular function: phosphatidylinositol-4,5-bisphosphate phospholipase C activity; calcium ion binding. The transcript has a single exon. The record is from RefSeq and is a predicted model, not a curated record. Lineage: Eukaryota; Fungi; Ascomycota; Eurotiomycetes; Eurotiales; Trichocomaceae. Bases 1 to 3534 code for a protein of 1177 amino acids.